CAUAUUAUUUUAUUUAUCCGAUCAUACUUAUAUAAACUCAUAUUAAACAUUAUUAUAUAUCCUUGCCUAUCAAAAGAUUCAAGAAAAACCCGCUUAAGAACAGAAACCGUCUGUAUUUCAUUUUCAAGAAACAGAAAUUCUGCGUUACAUUGUCUUCAAGAAAGAUGGGAGGCGGAAAGGACAAGCCUGACAACGAGUCUACUGAUAAAGGGCUCUUUACUAAUCUUGCUGGAUAUGCUUUUAAUCAACACGGAGCCUACCCUCCACACGGUUAUCCUCCUCAACAAUAUCCCAACCAGGGCUACCCGCCUGCUGGAUAUCCUCCACAAGGAGGAUAUCCGCCUCCGGGUGGAUAUCCGCCUCCAGGGGGAUAUCCUCCAGCAGGUUAUCCUCCCCACGGAGGAUAUCCGCCUGCAGGUUAUCCUCCUCCGGGAGGUUAUCCUCCUCCAGGAGGCUAUCAUCCAGCUGGUUAUCCUGGGCCAUCGGGUUCACAUCAUGCAGGGCCUGGCGGUAUGGGGGCACUACUAGCUGGGGGUGCAGCUGCGGCUGCCGCGGCUUAUGGGGCUCACCAGUUGUCACAUGGACAUGGACAUGGACAUGGACAUUAUGGCGGUGGACAUUACGGAGGUUUUGGUCGUGGAAAAUUCAAGCACGGAAAGUUUAAGCAUGGGAAAUAUGGGAAGAGAUGGAAGGGCGGCAUGUUCGGAAAGCACAAGGGCAAAAUGUUCAAGAGAUGGAAGUGAUUCACUCUUUCUUUUACUAUAACAUUAACUUUGUCAUUUUUCUUUUGUACCGCUGCUUUGUUUUUUUUGUUUUGAAUUGAGAACUGUUUUGUGUAGCUUGAUGCAUGGCAUGAAUGUAUAAUAUUUUGAUACCAUAUUUGGUUUCUGAUGUAUAUAUAUAAGUAGCCCUUUCCUGGAAGAACGAAGCUACUAUUUAGAAA
Messenger RNA from Mercurialis annua (annual mercury), 943 nucleotides. Its product is annotated as glycine-rich protein A3. The coding region runs from base 165 to 743 and encodes 192 amino acids. Lineage: Eukaryota; Viridiplantae; Streptophyta; Magnoliopsida; Malpighiales; Euphorbiaceae. The transcript is spliced from 3 exons. The record is from RefSeq and is a predicted model, not a curated record.